AUGGCUUCCAUAAACGAUCUCUUUGUUCACCCUGAGAGUUUACGUGAUGUGCAGAAGGCUUUGGGCUACCAAAUUAAGAUGGUCGAGGCGCUUGAGCACGCAAAGGACAGGCUUUCGAAGACGAAAUCUCUGGACGCUAAUACCCUUGCAAAGUGUGGUGUUUUUGUACAACACGUCAAUAGAUCGGACACUCCCAAUAACUUCUAUUCAGAAGUCUCAAAACUAAACUUAAAUGAGCUGGCAUUCUCGUUAAUUAGUUUUGAAGACAGGCGGCUUAAAACACUACUCGACUCAUUUAAGGCAUCCGAUAUCAGGAAGUAUGUCGAAAAGCAGCAGAUUCAAUGCCUCCAUCGCUCUGAGAUCUUUACGAGAAUAAAAUUCAUUUUGUCAGCAUGCGAGGGAAGCAGAUUUGAUGCUAUCUACAGGACGGUGCUCCAAAUGAGGAAUAUAAGCGAAUCUGAGAUGGCCAGGGACAAUGAACCCGAACCAAAGACUGCAGCUGAAGAACCCAACGCCUUGAAACUGCUAGGGGUUCGUCGAGAGAGCUUCAAGAAUGUGUUCACCGAACAUGUUGCGAACAAUGCUCACUUGAUGACAGUCGAGUCAAGAUAUCCUCGAGGGACACGUGGCGAUGCCUUCAUCUCCUUUGAUAUCGAAUCGGACAGAGGCCCUAUUGCCGCAUCACUUGACGCAUUCCUGGACCGAGAUACUCCGGUCGACAAUAUUCCCGAACCGUUCGGUGAUACUAUUGCCACUUCUAUUGAUAGGUGUGACCUCCGGAAUUGGGAGAAAAGGAAGGGAUAUGUGGACACAACAAACUGUGUGAAAGUGAAGAUGAUAUAUCAUGUUGAAAUUCGUUUAUAUGAUGACGCUACUCUUGCUAAUAUUCUUCAUUCAUAG
Messenger RNA from Exophiala oligosperma, 900 nucleotides. RefSeq lists its product as uncharacterized. The transcript is spliced from 2 exons. NCBI's taxonomy places the organism in Eukaryota, Fungi, Ascomycota, Eurotiomycetes, Chaetothyriales, Herpotrichiellaceae. The record is from RefSeq and is a predicted model, not a curated record. Bases 1 to 900 code for a protein of 299 amino acids.